Messenger RNA from Penicillium roqueforti, 984 nucleotides. RefSeq lists its product as uncharacterized. The record is from RefSeq and is a predicted model, not a curated record. Bases 1 to 984 code for a protein of 327 amino acids. Lineage: Eukaryota; Fungi; Ascomycota; Eurotiomycetes; Eurotiales; Aspergillaceae. The transcript is spliced from 4 exons.
AUGGCUCCCACGUACAAUGCAAGCACCACGGCCGCUGAACUAGUCGAUCAUCUCGCCGCCGAAAUCCAAGGCAAGGUGAUUCUCACGACUGGACCCUCUCCGAACAGCAUUGGAGCAACCUUCGUGGAGACGAUCGCACGCUCUAAGCCGGCCACGUUAAUCCUGGCGGGACGCAACACGGUUACGUUGCAGCAAACAGCAGACGCAAUAAACGCUGUAUCUCCACAAGUCUCAGUCCGGCUGCUGCAGCUCGAUCUGGCCUCGCUGUCUUCAGUCCGCCAAGCUGCGUCGGAGGUUAACAGCUGGAGUGAUCUGCCACAUAUCGAUAUCCUUGUCAAUAACGCAGGAAUUAUGGCUACUGGUUUUGCGCUCACUGCAGAUGGCUACGAGAGUCAGUUUGCCACGAACCACCUCGGCCCUUUCCUCUUCACCAACUUGGUGAUGGAUAAAAUCUUGAAUUCUCCAUCGCCGCGGGUGGUUAAUGUUAGCAGCGAUGGUCAUCGACUCAGUCCUAUCCGCUGGGGAGAUUACAACUUCCAGGAUGGUGAAACUUAUAACAAGUGGGCUGCCUACGGUCAGUCCAAGACAAGCAACAUCUUGAUGGCUACCCAUCUUGCGCAAAGACUGGGUUCCAAGGGCCUUACGGCGUAUAGUUUGCAUCCUGGUGUCGUUUUCGGCACUACCCUUGCGAAGGAUCUCGACUGGACUGUUGACCUCCCGGCAUUGCGCGCUGUCGAUAAAUUUAUGGGGAAUAAGGAGGGCUGGCUGGAGUUCAAACAAAAAAGUCCCCAAGAAGGAGCGGCGACCCAUGUGUAUGCUGCGUUUGAGCCAAGCCUUCGAGAUCACAAAGGUGCAUAUCUUCAGGACUGCCAUGUAGCAGAUCCUUGGACGGAUACCAUCAAGCCCUGGGCUACGGAUAAGGUCGAAGCUGAAAAAUUAUGGAAGCUGAGUGAGAAGCUCGUUGGGCAGGAAUUCCGCUAUUGA